Messenger RNA from Pleuronectes platessa (European plaice), 2268 nucleotides. RefSeq names its product erythrocyte membrane protein band 4.1-like 3a (gene epb41l3a). The record is from RefSeq and is a predicted model, not a curated record. Gene Ontology annotation, molecular function: structural molecule activity; actin binding. Gene Ontology annotation, cellular component: cytoskeleton; plasma membrane. Lineage: Eukaryota; Metazoa; Chordata; Actinopteri; Pleuronectiformes; Pleuronectidae.
AUGACGACAGAGGAAGGGGAGCCACAGGAGGCCACGCCCAACGAGAUCUUUCCUGAAGCCGCCUCCCACUCCACACCUAAACAGGGGGCAGGGGGCGGGGCCACCCAGAUCCAGACGGACGACUUGAGCGUUCCCCUGUCGCCAAGCGGGCGAGUUGCUCGUUCUCCAGGAAGAAAGACGCUGAGCUUCAGAACCAUGCAGGCGAAGGUCACUCUGCUGGACGGCUCGCUGUUCACCUGCACUGUGGAGAAACGAUCUCGUGGUUUUCAUCUGUUUGAGAAGAUUUGUGAACACGUCAACUUGCUGGAGAGAGACUACUUCUGUCUGUCCUUCAGGGACGCAGACAACAACAAGAACUGGUUGGAUCCAGCGAAAGAGAUGAAGAAGCAGGUCAGAGGUGUUCCCUGGAUCUUCUCCUUUAAUGUGAAGUUUUACCCUCCUGACCCCGCCCAGCUGUCUGAGGACAUCACCAGGUACUUCCUGUGUCUCCAGCUCAGACAGGACAUCGUCUCUGGUCGUCUUCCUUGUUCGUUUGCGACUCACACUGUUCUUGGUUCCUACACCGUCCAAUCAGAGCUCGGAGAUUACGACCCCGAUGACUGUGGAUCCAACUCCAACUACGUCAGUGAACUUUGUUUUGCUCCAAAUCAAACUAAAGAAAUGGAAGAAAAGAUCAUUGAGCUGCACAAAACUCUCAGAGGGAUGACACCAGCUGAGGCUGAAAUGAACUUCCUGGAAAACGUCAAGAAGCUUUCAAUGUACGGAGUGGACCUUCAUCACGCGAGGGACUCGGAGGGCGUGGCCAUCAUGCUGGGUGUGUGCAAUAGCGGCCUGCUGGUCUACAGAGACCGCCUGAGGAUCAACAGAUUCUCCUGGCCAAAGAUUUUGAAGAUUUCGUACAAAAGAAACAACUUUUACAUUAAGAUCCGACCUGGAGAGUUUGACCAGUUUGAGUCCACGAUUGGUUUUAAGCUUUUCAACCACAGAGCAGCAAAGAGGCUGUGGAAGGUCUGUGUGGAGCAUCAUUCCUUCUUCAGGUUGGUGUCUCCAGAGGAACCUCCUAAGAAGUUUCUGUUUCUGGGUUCAAAGUUCCGUUACAGUGGUCGGACUCAGAUUCAGAGUCGCAGAGCCAGCGCUCAGAUCUCCAGACCUGCACCCAAUUUCCCACGAUGUGUCAGCAAGAGGAACUUGAUGAGCCGCAGCCUGGACGGAGGCUCGAGGACCACGCCCACACCCUCUCUGAUUGGCUCUCCAGCCAUCACAGCUUUCCCCAAAGCCAACGGUGGUACACACACAGAUAUGGGUACAGGAUUGUAUGCAGCAUCUAAGUCCAUGGCUGUCAGUGACCUCAUCACCAUGGUAACACCUGAGAAGAGGACAGAGGAGAGGGAGGAGGAGCAAGAGGACGAGGUGCUCGUGGUGGAGGAGGUGGUGCAAGAAAUGAUGGAGGAAGAGGAGGAGACAAGAGCGACAGACAUUUCUCCUCCUACUCCUCACAAACAGGACACCAAGACGGAGUUGACUGACACUAUGGACGGAGACCUGACGGCCACUGAGUCUGAUCAGGAUGAAGAUUUGAAAACUCAGGAGACAUUGAGUCCUGAAGAUGUCAAGAAACUCCCGAGCACCAUCAGUGCGCUCAGGCGCUCCUUCUUAGAGGGCGGGGAGCGGGGGGGGGUGACUGAGUGGGAGAGACGUCUCGCGGCGUCGCCGCUCCGAAGAAUCCACGACGCUCCGAUGAUCGAACCUCUGGAGCCGGACGAGCCUAUAGCUACAUUUGAUGAAAUGUCUCCUGAACUAAACACUCUCCUGAAGUCGGCCAGAGAUCAACAAACCUUUAGAGAACACAACCUGCUGAAGACGUCGGAGAAAGUGGAGACACUCCUCUUGAUGACACAAUCACCUGACCAGGACCAGCCAUUGGUGGACCAGGAGAUCCCAGUAAUGAGGAAGACUUUCACGUAUGAAGCUCCAGGGAGCCGAGUGGAGUCUGGUGUCCCCUCAGGACGACUUCUGAGCUCCCAGACGUUCACCGCCGAGACGUCCAGCACCAGCACCACCACACACAUCACCAAGACAGUAAAAGGAGGAAUUGCAGAAACCAGAAUCGAGAAGAGAAUCGUGAUCUCCGGAGACACCGAGAUCGACCACGACGAGGCCCUGGCUGCGGCGCUAAGUGAAGCCCGGCGGCAGCAUCCUGAGCUGUCCGUCACACGAGUCGUCGUCCACAAAGAAACUGAAGUGUCUCCUGAUCAUGUGAUUGAUUAA